AGCGAUCACACACUCCCCGCUCGGAGCCGAGAGAGAGCGGAGCGAACCAAGCCGCGCACACGCCGCUGCCGCCCAGUGCGCCCGGCUCUCCCUGAGCGGCGCUCCAGCCUGGAGCGGGUGCCCCGAGCGGCCACCCGCCCAGCCCGGGCCAGCUCAGCUCCGCGCUGCAGCAUCCUCCAGCCGCCAGGUCCCCGCACGCUCCCCGCCUUUUAAAAGGACCUCCCGCCGCUUCCUGGCUCUGCCCCGGGAUCCCCCAGUCCCGCGCUCCUCCUUGCUCCACUUCGCAGCAACUUCGGCGGCCGCGCGCCACCAGCUCUUGCCCGCCUUUGAAGUUUGCGACGUCGGCCGCAAAGUUGGGACACUUAGGCCGGUUUAAUUUUUCUCUUUUAACUGCGUCCUCUACCCUACCACCCCCCACCCCAAGUCCCUUUGGUUCCUGAGUACUGGUGCUUAACAUCUUGGCCGGAGCCGGGGACUUGGACUGUUUCGCACGCCACACCUCGGGGAGGGAUAUUUCCUCUUCCCUCCCAGGAAAAACAAACAUUUUUUUAAGGAUGGUGCCUCUCCACUGGUGUCUGCUGUGGCUGCUGUUACCACUCGGCUCAAGGACCCAGAAGUUACCCACUCGAGAUGAGGAACUUUUUCAGAUGCAAAUCCGGGACAAGGCAUUUUUUCAUGAUUCAUCAGUAAUUCCAGAUGGAGCUGAGAUUAGCAGUUAUCUCUUUAGAGACACACCUAAAAGGUAUUUCUUUGUGGUUGAAGAAGACAAUACUCCACUGUCAGUCACAGUGACUCCCUGCGAUGCGCCAUUGGAAUGGAAGCUGAGUCUCCAGGAGCUGCCCGAGGAGGCGAGUGGGGAAGGCUCAGGUGAGCCUGAACUUCUGGAUCAGCAGAAGCAGCAGAUCAUUAACGAGGAAGGCACAGAGUUAUUCUCCUACAAAGGCAAUGACGUGGAAUACUUCAUAUCUUCCAGUUCUCCGUCUGGCUUAUAUCAGUUGGAGCUUCUUUCAACAGAGAAAGACACACACUUCAAAGUAUACGCCACCACGACUCCCGAGUCUGAUCAGCCCUACCCGGAAUUACCUUAUGAUCCAAGAGUCGAUGUCACCUCCCUGGGACGCACCACGGUCACUUUGGCCUGGAAGCCCAGCCCCACGGCCUCUCUGCUGAAACAGCCCAUUCAGUACUGUGUGGUCAUCAACAAAGAGCACAAUUUCAAAAGUCUCUGCGCAGUAGAAGCCAAACUGAGUGCAGACGACGCUUUCAUGAUGGCUCCCAAGCCCGGUCUGGACUUCAGCCCUUUCGACUUCGCCCACUUCGGAUUUCCAUCAGAUAACUCAGGGAAAGAACGCAGCUACCUGACAAAAUCUUCUCCAAAGCUGGGGCGGCAUGCCUACGUCAGGCCCAAGGUGGACAUCCAGAAAAUCUGCAUAGGAAACAAGAACAUCUUCACCGUGUCGGAUCUGAAACCCGACACGCAGUACUACUUUGACGUCUUCGUGGCCAACAGCAACAGCAACAUGAGCACCGCUUACGUGGGCACCUUCGCCAGGACCAAGGAGGAAGCCAAACAGAAGACAGUGGAGCUGAAAGAUGGGAAGGUUACAGAUGUGUUUGUUAAAAGGAAGGGAGCAAAGUUCCUACGUUUUGCUCCCGUCUCUUCUCACCAAAAGGUCACCUUCUUUAUUCACUCUUGUCUGGACGCUGUCCAAAUCCAAGUGAGAAGAGACGGGAAACUCAUUCUGUCUCAGAAUGUGGAAGGCAUUCGGCAGUUUCAGCUGAGAGGAAAACCUAAAGCCAAAUAUCUCAUUCGACUGAAAGGGAACAAGAAAGGAGCUUCUAUGUUAAAAAUACUUGCUACCACGAGGCCGAGCAAGCAGUCAUUUCCCUCCCUUCCCGAAGACACACGAAUCAAAGCCUUCGACAAGCUCCGUACCUGCUCCUCAGCCACUGUGGCGUGGCUGGGCACCCAGGAAAGGAACAAGUUUUGCAUCUACAAAAAGGAAGUGGAUGAUAACUACAAUGAAGACCAGAAGAAAAGAGAGCAAAACCAAUGCCUUGGACCAGAUACCAGGAAGAAGUCAGAGAAGGUCCUCUGUAAAUAUUUCCACAGUCAGAACCUGCAAAAAGCAGUGACCACAGAAACAAUUAAAGGUCUUCAGCCUGGGAAAUCUUACCUGCUGGAUGUUUAUGUCAUAGGACAUGGCGGGCACUCUGUGAAGUAUCAGAGUAAAGUCGUGAAAACCAGGAAGUUCUGUUAGUUACCGUGUAGAGAGAUAUAUAUUAUGUAGAACUCCAGGAGAGACAUCAAAUCACUUUAAGUAUACACUGACUACUCCCACAGCUGAGAAAAGUUGUGACCUGUACUUGUGCUAUGGAAAGAAGGAUAUCCGCCUGUGUCUGUGGCUGUUUAUAUAAGUAAUUGCUGGAAGAGACUUGGUCUAGUGUGCCCCCGUGGUACCUAAGGUGUGUCUGAUGUCCGCUGAUGUCAAAGAUAGAGGACAUCUUGAAGGAACUGCCAUCCUUUGCUUUGACCACUGCAUGGACUGCUUCUAAAUUAUUUUAUUACCUAAAAAUUUAAAUACGCUAUUCAUUGCACACAUCCACAAAUGCAAAUCAUUCCUCUCAAUAGAUGCUAGGAUAUAUAUAUAAAUUAUUUUAUAAAAUCUUGUUUUAAAUGUCAGUGUUUCUAUGAUUGUAAACUAUUCCAGUCUUUCCCUGUUAAAGUACAGAGCUAAUCUAAAUAUAUUAAGUGGACAGCCCUUUAGUCAGUCAUAUUGCUAUUGUAAAUUCUUAUCUGUUGAGUAAAAUGUUUAAAUGCUGUAUGUAUCUCAUGUACAAAGUUGACAUACAUUAUAUUCAUGUAUAUAAAAUUAAAGAUAUUAGAUUAUAUACUGUUCAUUUUCCCAAGCAGC
Messenger RNA from Camelus dromedarius (Arabian camel), 2915 nucleotides. RefSeq names its product neuron derived neurotrophic factor (gene NDNF). The record is from RefSeq and is a predicted model, not a curated record. Gene Ontology annotation, molecular function: heparin binding; protein binding. Bases 555 to 2261 code for a protein of 568 amino acids. NCBI's taxonomy places the organism in Eukaryota, Metazoa, Chordata, Mammalia, Artiodactyla, Camelidae. Gene Ontology annotation, biological process: extracellular matrix organization. The transcript is spliced from 4 exons.